This is a messenger RNA of Protopolystoma xenopodis, 394 nucleotides long. NCBI's taxonomy places the organism in Eukaryota, Metazoa, Platyhelminthes, Monogenea, Polystomatidea, Polystomatidae. The record is from the annotation of a GenBank genome assembly.
CAAACUACACAAUGCCCUGGCCGAGGCAGAUGAAUAUAAGCAGCUCGUAGACUCUUUACGUAACCACGCAGCUGAUCCCAACUCCACAGGACCUCUUGAGCCUAUGGAUAGUGGGCCGAAUCUUAGCGACGAGGCAUUAAUUGUUAUGCGUGAGGAAUGCGAUCAUCUCCGUCUUAAGGUCACUGAAAUAGAAGCUGAGAUGAAUGCAGCCCGAGUAUCUCAUCAGCGUCUUAUUGAAGAAAAUCGAAGAAUUAAUGCUGAUUCUGAAACAUAUAAACUUGAACGGGACGAACUCCGAGACAAGGCAAGAGCCUUCCUCAUAUUUUCCAAUUCUUUUGAGAUUUAUGUUCAAUUUUAUGAUAUUCCUCACCCUUGGUCAUCUUGUGUGUUCUAG